ACUUCACACAUGUGAGUGAGAGCGUUGUGUGGCAUCUCUCUCUCGCACGUGCGAGAAGAUUUGGAUUUGUUUCCUUCAUUAUAAAUCCCGCUCAGGAGACGACGACCUUCAAAGAAUUGCCCUCAGAUCGUCACUCUCCCCAAGAAAAGUCCCUCUCUCUCUCUUCGAAGAGACCGUUUUGGAGUUCGUCGAUUGCUUUGAUUGAAAGAAGAAGAUUCACAAAGCGACGAUAUCAAAAUGCCAGAAGCAAGAGAUCGAAUCGUGAGGCCAGUGGAUUACUCGGCUAUAUUUGCCAACAGAAGGAGUAACGGUAUCUUACUUGACGUCCCAGAGUCAGAGCUCAGAUUAAUUCAGUCUCCGGUUCUCAGAAUUCCAUCGGAUUCUCCAGGACCUGGUUCAGUUGGUCGAGGAUCUUUGGUUAGAACUGGCGGCGGUGUUGCGAGAGGCAAUUUCAGUACGUGGAGACCUGGUAAUGGGAGAGCUGGUCACACGCCUUUUAGAUUGGCUGAGGGAAGAGAGAAUAUGCCUUUGGUGGCUACUAGAGGUGGGAGAGGUCGUGCUUCACGGAGUCAGUUGCCUUCAUGGUACCCUAGAACGCCUCUAAGUGAUAUUACUCACAUUAUGAGGGCAAUUGAGAGGAGAAGAGCAGCCGGGACGAGAGCAGACGAGGGCCGAGAUGUUGAGAUCCCAACUCAUCAACAAGUUGGUGUUCUUGAAUCUCCAGUACCACUGUCAAGAGGAGAACACAAAUGCUCAAUGGAGACUCCAGGUCCAUCUCUGGGAAUCAAACGUAGUUGCCCACCUUCAACUGCUAGAGUACAUAAGAUGUUGCUUAACAUCACUAAAGAGAUCGCUGAGGAAGAAGAAGGAUUCAUCACUCCCGAGAAGAAGCUACUCAAUUCUAUUGACAAAGUAGAGAAAAUUGUGAUGAAGGAGAUCCGGAAAUUGCAGUGCACUCCUCAAGCAAAAAGAGAAGAGCGGGAGAAAAGGGUACGGACACUAAUGUCAAUGCGAUGAUCAUCAUCGACACUUAGGAGGAGAGAGACCAGAGAGGUAUCCGCUUAAGAUACCUGACAGUGAGUACAUCAUCUUCUGAUGAUAUCGUAGAUCAUCUUCACAAGUUCGGUGAUUUUCUUAGACUUUGGUAUCAUUCUCUGAUGAUUUGACUAGAAAGCGUUAAUCAUCUUUUGAUGAUUUUAUAGGAGAAUUGUUUCGAGAAAUCAUUGUUCUGAUGAUAGGAUAGAUCAGGAAUCAUCUGCUAAUGAUGAUAUCAUAGGAAUGUUAAUUCUUUUUGACAGUCCCCACAUUUCAUGUUUGUGUCUUCACUUGUUGACGAUUUAGGCUUGUAGAAGAAUUUCAUCCUUUUGUAUUACUUUUGAAUAAUUGAGUUGUAUAUAAGAAGUACCGAUAUUUGGUUUUAAUAAUUGAAAUUGCUGAUAUUCAUUUGGC
Molecule: messenger RNA, 1449 nt
Organism: Camelina sativa (false flax)
Lineage: Eukaryota; Viridiplantae; Streptophyta; Magnoliopsida; Brassicales; Brassicaceae
Product: protein GIGAS CELL1-like
Biological process (GO): regulation of nuclear division; negative regulation of ubiquitin protein ligase activity
Cellular component (GO): nucleus
Source: RefSeq, a predicted model, not a curated record